Messenger RNA from Dimorphilus gyrociliatus, 1494 nucleotides. NCBI's taxonomy places the organism in Eukaryota, Metazoa, Annelida, Polychaeta, Dinophilidae. The record is from the annotation of a GenBank genome assembly.
AGGGAACAUCGAAAGCGAGAUCAGCGCUCAAUUAUGCAUUGGGAUGUCGACGUUACAAGUGGGCGAAAAUGAACAGAGUAAACAAAUAGAAAAAUUAGCCAAUUCAAAAUGGAAAUGGCCCAAUUCAAAAUUAAAAAGACGCCUAAGAAGAUGUGCAAUUAUGCAUAAAAGAAUCCAUGGGUAUAUACUGAGGAAGAAAGUUUCUAAGCGUAAGACUAAAAGCGAAAAUUCCGGUGCCGGGGAUCCUCUAUCCGGAUUUCCGUGGAAAGAGACGGUAGACCAAGAAACUCCGGUUUAUAGAACAAUGUCCGACACAAACGAAUCUCAGAUUUUCUGCUCGAACUUACCAUUUGUCUGCCAGUCCGACCCGGAAGGAUCAACAGUAGUAGAAUGCAAUUAUUCUUUGGAAGAAAUAACGAACCCCCUGCCCUCUUGUUUGGACACAUCUCCUCUGAGGUCCGGAAAAGCAAUUCUCUUUGAUGUGCCAAGCACAGGUGCUAAUUCUUCCUUAAGUAGCGCCAAAGAUAGUCAGCUACCUUGGAGGACACCCUCCGGUAGCGUUUCCUGUACAGACGAUGGAAGCUAUAAGCAUGGAAUGCGACAGAGACCUUCCUGCCACUCUUUAAUUUUAUCCGAGGCUGAAAGCCGUCACUCAGAACACUAUAUUACUACAAAUUCCGUUUUGGAAGUUCAUAGCACACAUUUCACCUGGCCUUUAAGCUCCGAAUUAAACGAUUUAUCCUUAGCAGAGACCGAUGCUGAAUGUGACGCCGCCACAAUUAGACGAAUUCACUGUUGGUUAGAAGGCGCAAAAAAUCCAGAUCCUGUUCCAGAUUGCCUAGAAUACUGCGAGACUGCUAGUGUAUAAGCAUCUUAAUAUCUACUUUAUAUUUUUAAAAAGCUAACACAAACAUAAUAUCAAUUUCAGAAUAUGAGUGUACAUAACGAAAAGUAAUCUUUUUUAUUAUAUUUUUUGUUUUCUCAUAUAUUUCAUAGGUAAAUUUCAAACUAUUAUAUUAAACUAUAUAGAAAUUUUAGGGAAAAAAACAAAAAGUAACAAACUUUUCAUAUUUUUUGUCUUUUAAUCAAAUAUGAUAAUUUAAAGUAUUUUUUUUCUAAUAAAUGUUAUACGACAACAAAAAUACCUAAGAAAAGUUAUAAAAUCUAUCGGCUCUCUAUCUCUUUCUCUCUAUUUAUUCUUAUUAUUAAUUCUGCCGUUGUUUAUACCGUUUGUAACCUGAUGAAAUAAGAAUAACCAAUAGGAAUUAUGAUUAUUUCUUUUGAAUAGGCAAUUUCUAUUACAAAAUUAGGUUAGUUAAUACUUUACUUACCGAAUUAUCUUUCAAUCCAAAGUACGAUUUUAGGUAGUAGUUUAAAAAUAGAAUAAACAGUACACUAACGUCUGCAACGUAUAGAAUAUAUACACUUUUCGGAAGUUGACAUCCUCUCAUGUAUGCCAAUGCAUUUGAGCCAAUUAUUAACCAAAAUUGAGUC